ACAACCAUCGAGGAAUCGAUGUUUUACCACCUCUACCGGAUUUAUUUAUAAAUUAAUUCAAUUCUCUCUAUCUAUAUUCAGCUUUGUUCGUGUUGUUUUCGUGAAAAUUCGCAUCGCAUCUUUCGAGCGGUCGUCGAUCGCGGAAAACAAACGACGCGCCAGUUUAUAAUCGAGAACCGAGAGCUGAGCACGAGAGAGUGCGGAGAAAACAACAAACAACAAAAGCAACCUUGGGCGUGUAUUAAUUGAGCGUUCCUCUGCGACGCCCGCCCCCUCACCUCUCCUCACCAUACCGCACACUCCCCUCGUCCCAAGCGGAGCUGUCGUCGUAGCCGAUUUUGAUUUGGAUUACGGACACGGCUGUUUCUGUAUUUCUGGUUUCUUCUCGGGGCCCCCGCUCUUGUGCUUGUUAAAGCAAACAUCUGGCAAGAUAAGGGCUACAGAAGCCCCCGUUCCCCAGUCUCCCGCCACCCGCCAUCGCCAAUAUUCGUUGCAAAAACAGCGCUGAACUUAUAGUUUUGCUUCUGGACACAACAGACGCCCCCGCAUCCGAACCCGAAUCCGAAUCUGAAUCCAAAUAGCCGCCAAGAUGAUUCAUGUGGGCGAAAAUACGUGGAACCUGCGGAUUCUCAUCACAGACCUACAGGUGGAAAAGACCUUGAGGGUGAAAGGUGACCAGCACAUUGGUGGCGUCAUGCUCCAACUGGUGGACCCUGAAAUGCCCAAGGAUUGGUCCGAUCAUGCUCUGUGGUGGCCAGCCAAGAACGUCUGGCUGACCAGGACACGCUCCACUCUCGAUCAGGCUGGCGUGCAGUCGGACUCCUUUCUCCACUUCACACCCAUGCACAAGACGCUGCGAGUGCAGCUGCCCGACUUGAGGUAUCUGGAUUACCGCGUCAACUUCUCUGCCAAAACUUUCGGAGCCGUUGUGAGCCUUUGCAAGGACCUGGACAUUCGCUAUCCGGAGGAACUGUCGCUGUGCAAGCCUGUGGAGCCGGAACAUCUGAAGAAGAACUUUUCGAAGCUGCCACAGCGGAAGAUUCCGGUGGCGGAGGCCAAUGGCAUCUCGUAUUUGCAACCAGCUCCAGACACGAACUCCUUCGUGCCAAUCACAGGAGCCUACAACGGUAGCAAUGGCAGCUUGGAUCGCUCGCACAACGGCAACGUACUUUAUGCGCCAGCAUCGCCCUAUGCCACCACUCCACGGAGGGCAGCUACUGCUCCGGGUACACCUAUUAGCUCGCCAACAGGCACCUGGAAGGCCAACUCCACCGGCUACACCAGUUACGAUUCCAACUCGAGUUUCGGUGACUUUCAGGAGAAUCUGGCCGUGUCGCCAAGGUCACCCAGUCCCGAUGUGAGGUCGCGGUUGGUGCGCCCGAAGACUCUCGUGGAGAAAGCCCGGUUGAACGUUGGAUGGCUGGAUUCGUCGCUUUCCAUUAUGGAGCAGGGAGUGCGGGAGUUCGACACUUUGUGCCUGCGCUUCAAGUACUUUACUUUCUUCGACUUGAAUCCCAAGUACGACCAAGUGAGGAUCAACCAGCUGUACGAGCAGGCCAAGUGGAGCAUUCUUAACGAGGAACUGGAUGCCACCGAGGAGGAGACCCUCAUGUUUGCCGCCCUGCAGUUCCAGGUCAAUCACCAAACGGAUUUGCAUCCGCCCGGCAUCGAUUCAGGAAUUGAUUCCUCCAGCCAGGAGAAUGGCGGCGACGACGACAUCGACUCUGCUCUCAACGAGCUGCAAAUUACCUUGGAGGGACCCGGUGGAGGCAAGGAUCAGGGAAACAUCACACGGAUACCAGAGCUUUCGGACUAUCUGAGAUUCCUCAAGCCUCAAAGGUUCACGCUAAAGGGAUACAAGCGGUACUUCUUCGCCUACAGGGAUCUGCAUCUGCACUUGUACAAAUCGCAGGAGGAGUCCAGGAGAGGAGCGCCGACCAUUAGCAUCAACCUGAGGGGAUGCGAGGUCACCCCCGACGUUACUUUGGCGCAAGGAAAGUUUGCUAUUCGCUUGGAAGUUCCUCCAGAGGGCAGAAACGGCCCCAACUCCGAGGUCUGGGUGAGGUGUGAGAACGAGGAGCAGUACGCAAAGUGGAUGGCCGCCUGCCGGCUGGCAGCCAAGGGUCGCUCCUUGGCCGAUAGCUCGUACGACAGCGAAGUGAAUAGCAUUCGCUCCCUGCUCCAGAUGCAGAAGCCCGCCCAAGGGGCCCCAUUGACCAUUAAUCCCAGGAGCGUGGAUCCCAUGGACUACCUUUCGCAGAAAAUGCUACGCAAGCUCUCCAGCAAGGCGGUGCAGCGCAUCUUGGAAGCCCAUGCCAACGUUCGGCAGCUACCCUUGAUGGAGGCCAAACUGAAGUACAUCCAGGCCUGGCAAUCCCUGCCAGACUUUGGAGUGUCUCUUUUCGUCAUCAAGUUUGACGGCCACAAGAAGGAAGAGCUCCUGGGCGUGGCCCACAACAGGAUCAUGCGAAUGGACCUGAGCUCUGGCGACCACAUCAAGACGUGGCGCUACAACACCAUGAAGGCGUGGAACGUCAACUGGGGCAUCAAGUGCAUGAUGAUCCAGUUCGCGGACGAAAACGUGGUCUUCUCCUGCCUGUCGGCGGAUUGCAAAGUAGUCCACGAGUUCAUCGGCGGCUACAUCUUCAUGUCGAUGCGUUCCAAGGAGAACAACCAGACGCUGAACGAGGAGAUGUUCCACAAGCUGACGGGCGGCUGGUCAUAAGAGCAUUCCUCUGUGGGAGCAAUGUAGUGGAGUGGAGUCUUACGAGUGCCAAGCACAAACCUCGUGUCGCAUGUUCUACAAUUUUAUCUAUAUGUACCCAAAGUGGGGUGGGCUGAUUUAUGGGUCGGAGGGUAAUCUACGGACAAUUCCAAGUAAUUUUGCCUUGGAAACUAUUUACUUAACAUCAAGGAUGGCUUCUCCAUGUUCUCUUCUAAAAGCUUACUUAUGUAACAAAAAAUACCAACUUUUUUUUUAACACCCUAGGGAAAA
Messenger RNA from Drosophila bipectinata, 2995 nucleotides. It is a transcript of the gene Fit1, whose product is annotated as Fermitin 1. Gene Ontology annotation, cellular component: cell-substrate junction. Gene Ontology annotation, biological process: cell-matrix adhesion; integrin-mediated signaling pathway. The record is from RefSeq and is a predicted model, not a curated record. Lineage: Eukaryota; Metazoa; Arthropoda; Insecta; Diptera; Drosophilidae. Gene Ontology annotation, molecular function: integrin binding.